Molecule: messenger RNA, 1188 nt
Organism: Brassica napus (rape)
Lineage: Eukaryota; Viridiplantae; Streptophyta; Magnoliopsida; Brassicales; Brassicaceae
Exons: 1
Coding region: 1-1188 (395 amino acids)
Source: RefSeq, a predicted model, not a curated record
AUGGGUGAUCACGACAACCAAGACGAUCUCGCUGCGGCUAUGGCACUCAUGCAGCAGCAGAUGCUGCAGAUGCUUCAAACCAUGCAAGCGCGGGAACAAGCCGCUCAGCAAGCAACCAAACACGCCGCACAACAACAACAACAGCAAGGUGUUCUGGUAGGAGAGAGGAAUCUUCCUCGUAAUUUUCCUGCUACUUGCUCUGCCAUCAACCCUCCUCCAUUUCAGAGACAUGACUUUGAGAUCAAACCCGCUUUCAUCAACCUGGUGCGGAGGAAGAUGUUCAAUGGUCUCCCAGCGGAAAUACCGAUGGAUCACAUCGAGAACUUUGAGAGAGUUUGCGGAUUUACUCGAGCGAACGGUGUGUCACCAGACUACAUCAAGUGCACACUGUUCCCACUCUCUCUUGAUGGGAAAGCCGCCAGAUGGUUAGACUCUCUUCCAACCGACUCUCUAACAACAUGGGAGCAGGUUCGAUCAGCUUUUCUGAGCAACUUCUACAAGAAGGAAAAAACUCCAGCCUUGAGGAACAAAAUCUCCACGUUCAAGCAGAUCCAUGAUGAGCCCUUCUGUGAUGCAUGGGAGUGUUUCAACAACUACCGCAUGGAAUGCUCCCACCAUAGGUUCGAUAACGACUAUCUAUUGGGAGUGUUCUAUGAUGGAGUGAUCUUAGAAAAGCGAAACCAGCUUGACUCUUCGAGUAAUGGAGAUUUCAUGACUCAAACGACUGAAGGAGCCUUUGCACUGAUCAAGAACAUGGCUUCCAGCUCAGCUAAUAAGAACCCAGAGGCUGACUGCUCCACGAAGGUCAACAGCGUUGACACAUCAAAGAUAGACGAGCUGUCAGCUAAGGUGGAUCAGUUAAUUAUGAUCAAUCAGAAUCAUGUUUUCAUUAUGGAGGAGUCAUCAUUAGAACAAAGCACCAAAGACACUGCAUCAGACACAGACAAGCCCGCAGAAGAUCAGCAAGAGGUCAGCUAUGUCAAUGGGCAAGGAUGGCAGUUUAACAACUAUCACUCGAACCCCAACGUGAGGAAAAAUCCACAUAUGUUCAAUCACAACAACGGAGCGGACAACCCUGCUGACAAGACACAUAACACGGGUUAUCAGAAAUUCUACCCUCAAAUUUUUUUAGGACAAACCUUUGUACUCAACAGCUCAGGGAACCAACACCAGACCCUAAAACCAUAG